Acanthochromis polyacanthus (spiny chromis) is the source of this 11237-nucleotide messenger RNA. RefSeq lists its product as uncharacterized. Gene Ontology annotation, biological process: negative regulation of protein sumoylation. The coding region runs from base 5658 to 7163 and encodes 501 amino acids. Lineage: Eukaryota; Metazoa; Chordata; Actinopteri; Pomacentridae. Gene Ontology annotation, molecular function: calcium ion binding. The record is from RefSeq and is a predicted model, not a curated record. The transcript is spliced from 3 exons.
GAUAAACUCUGAGCUUCAUGUGCACCAGCAAAGUGUAGAAGAAGAUCCUUUGGUCCACUGAAACCAACAAUAUGUUUGUUGUUUGAUAAAGAAAACCUUUGUUUAGCCUCAGGAUGGUCAGUCUAUGGUUCCAUCCUAUCACCAACAAACUGCACCAAGAGUUUUCACACAAACACUCCAAUAAAAUUAAGCUCAGAAAGAUUCAAUCCUGGAUCCUGUACACUCUGUCCUUUACACAAUGGAAAGCCUCUCCUCCAAACACAUGCUCAUGUUUUGUAGUUGACGAGGCGAGGCGCUGCUCACGUGCAUUUUUCUAUACUGUUAAUCCUAGCCUCUGGAUAGGCAAAGGCAAUUUCACUUUUUCUGUCCCCAAAUGGCUCCAACAGUAAUGCAGAGGGCUGUUUGGGCCUGAGCGGUAUGUAUAUAUACUCUUUAACGGACGGUUGUGUCUGUAAAGGCCAGAUUGGAUAUCGGUACCAGUCCGUAGCCAGAAGGCCGUCGCUGACAUUACUGUUUAUCAUAUUCCAUUUGUAAAGCAGGGAGAGGCCUGCUUAUGAAACAUAAUGCAGAAAGGAGGAAAAAGAGGAAAAUAUAGCAAGAAUAAAGAAGGAAAGUCAGUCAGUUCUAAUCUCUAUGUGGGACUGUUUGGGAAUUAGUCUCUGAGUUCCACCAAAGUUUACUUCAGGAUGUUAAUAAUUACCUGCUAGCAGAAACUUAACGAUUAAAAAUACGUUAACUGAUGAGGAAAAGAUGGAGGAAAUGAAUGUCAGAAGACGUGUUAUACUUAUGUUAUUACCUGGCUGCACCAGAAGAUCUGUCCUCUUAUUGUUUAGCAGUAUUAAAUACUGCAGUUUGUUUUUCUGAGUUUUAUUCUGCAGCGACCCCUAGAGGCAGUCAUUAAAACUACCAGCAGUUCCAGAGAGCACUGUGGGAGUUUAGCGAGCGUUGGGCACCAUGACAGAGACUUCUGGGGCCGUUAAUGACUUCUGGACAGGACUCAGAUCCAGCUGUAGUUUAAUAGGACAGUAUUUGUACAAUGCAGUGGUGUGUUUUAAUCAGGCUGCUGAUUCAGUUAGAACUGAUUUUAUCUGGACCAGAACUUCAUCAGUCAUUGAGUUAAACGUUUGAUAUUUUAUCUGGUUAGCUGAUUUCACUCCUGUGAAAUACAAAAACAACCUGAAGUAAAUGUAAAACCUUUUUGGUAAAAUUGGAGAAGUUUUCUUCCUCCUGAUAAUUCUUUAAAAUGUGCAUAAAAAUAAGUUAUGGAACUUCUGUGUUGGUGUUAAAUAAAAUGAUGUCUCAUCUUUACUGCCAUUUACAUAAACAGAUUAAAAUACUUACAGAUGCUGCAAACUUUCAUCUUUAGUAAAGAUUUUACCAAUGCUCAUUUUAUUUCUUUUAUGAGGACAAACUGUUCUGUAUUAAUUUCCGUAAAUAUAAAUAUGUUAUUCUAAAGAUAAUUAGCUGUUUUAUUGGAUCAAACCAUGUCAUUUUAACUGGUCUACGGUUUGUCAGGCUCUAAAUUAAACCCUGGAGUUGUCUUUUGAUGCUACAGGUGACAUAACGUCUCUUGUGUGUGUUUCAACCUGUUUUCAGCAGUUUGCAGACAGAGCCAGAGUUCAGUUGUUUCAGGAAAUAUAUAGUUAUUAAAAUAUAGUCAUUUGUCCUGUUGGGUUUUACAUUCUGUUAGUAACUUCCAGACUUUUUACGUUUUAGUUUGAAGCUUCAUUCUUAUUAAAACCAGUGAUAACAUCAGGACGAACACUAAUAUUUAUUAAUCUUAUUAAUAGGAGUUCUUUCUGCUCUCUUGCAGCAGUAUAACCACUGAUCCUCAGUCUUCAGUAUUCUUAUUUAAACCAGGGGUAAAUAGGAGUUGUCUCUGCUGUCCUCAGUCUUUAUCAGUCUCUGGUGUUUUAUCGUCGUCUCUCUGAGGUGUGUUUUCUCCCUGUAGGCGUUCCCCAGGGCCUCCACACACACAGAGUGCAUUAGGGUUGCUGUCAUUUACAAUCCGGCCCAUUGUCCCGGCCACACAAUAGCUACAAACAAACAAUUGACAUGGAAAUGGAGAGAUGUAGCUCAUUAGCGGGCGCUGCUUGUUUUGUUAAUGGAUAAAUGGCUUCAAUAGGCCAGCCCUAAAACCUGCCUCAAUAUGGAGAAGGCUGAUUAACAGCAAACCACAGGGAGGAGAAACGCAGCUCCUUCUCCCCUGGGUGGAGGAGGAGGUGUGUUAGGAGGAGGUUUAUAGAGGAGGUGUGUUAGGAGGAGGUUUAUAGAGGAGGUGUGUUAGGAGGAGGUUUAUAGAGGAGGUGUGUUAGGAGGAGGUCUAUAGAGGAGGUGUGUGUUAGGAGGAGGUUUAUAGAGGAGGUGUGUUAGGAGGAGGUCUAUAGAGGAGGUGUGUGUUAGGAGGAGGUCUAUAGAGGAGGUGUGUUAGGAGGAGGUUUAUAGAGGAGGUGUGUUAGGAGGAGGUCUAUAGAGGAGGUGUGUGUUAGGAGGAGGUUUAUAGAGGAGGUGUGUUAGGAGGAGGUCUAUAGAGGAGGUGUGUGUUAGGAGGAGGUCUAUAGAGGAGGUGUGUGUUAGGAGGAGGUCUAUAGAGGAGGUGUGUUAGGAGGAGGUUUAUAGAGGAGGUGUGUGUUAAGAGGAGGUCUAUAGAGGAGGUGUGUGUUAGGAGGAGGUCUAUAGAGGAGGUGUGUGUUAGGAGGAGGUCUAUAGAGGAGGUGUGUUAGGAGGAGGUUUAUAGAGGAGGUGUGUUAGGAGGAGGUCUAUAGAGGAGGUGUGUGUUAGGAGGAGGUUUAUAGAGGAGGUGUGUUAGGAGGAGGUCUAUAGAGGAGGUGUGUGUUAGGAGGAGGUCUAUAGAGGAGGUGUGUGUUAGGAGGAGGUCUAUAGAGGAGGUGUGUUAGGAGGAGGUUUAUAGAGGAGGUGUGUGUUAAGAGGAGGUCUAUAGAGGAGGUGUGUGUUAGGAGGAGGUCUAUAGAGGAGGUGUGUGUUAGGAGGAGGUCUAUAGAGGAGGUGUGUUAGGAGGAGGUUUAUAGAGGAGGUGUGUUAGGAGGAGGUCUAUAGAGGAGGUGUGUGUUAGGAGGAGGUUUAUAGAGGAGGUGUGUUAGGAGGAGGUCUAUAGAGGAGGUGUGUGUUAGGAGGAGGUCUAUAGAGGAGGUGUGUGUUAGGAGGAGGUCUAUAGAGGAGGUGUGUUAGGAGGAGGUUUAUAGAGGAGGUGUGUGUUAGGAGGAGGUCUAUAGAGGAGGUGUGUGUUAGGAGGAGGUUUAUAGAGGAGGUGUGUGUUAGGAGGAGGUUUAUAGAGGAGGUGUGUUAGGAGGAGGUUUAUAGAGGAGGUGUGUUAGGAGGAGGUCGAUGGAGGAGGUGUGUGUUAGGAGGAGGUUUAUAGAGGAGGUGUGUGUUAGGAGGAGGUUUAUAGAGGAGGUGUGUGUUAGGAGGAGGUCUAUAGAGGAGGUGUGUGUUAGGAGGAGGUUUAUAGAGGAGGUGUGUGUUAGGAGGAGGUUUAUAGAGGAGGUGUGUUAGGAGGAGGUUUAUAGAGGAGGUGUGUUAGGAGGAGGUCGAUGGAGGAGGUGUGUGUUAGGAGGAGGUUUAUAGAGGAGGUGUGUGUUAGGAGGAGGUUUAUAGAGGAGGUGUGUGUUAGGAGGAGGUCUAUAGAGGAGGUGUGUGUUAGGAGGAGGUUUAUAGAGGAGGUGUGUUAGGAGGAGGUUUAUAGAGGAGGUGUGUGUUAGGAGGAGGUCUAUAGAGGAGGUGUGUGUUAGGAGGAGGUUUAUAGAGGAGGUGUGUUAGGAGGAGGUUUAUAGAGGAGGUGUGUUAGGAGGAGGUCGAUGGAGGAGGUGUGUGUUAGGAGGAGGUUUAUAGAGGAGGUGUGUGUUAGGAGGAGGUUUAUAGAGGAGGUGUGUGUUAGGAGGAGGUUUAUAGAGGAGGUGUGUGUUAGGAGGAGGUCUAUAGAGGAGGUGUGUGUUAGGAGGAGGUUUAUAGAGGAGGUGUGUGUUAGGAGGAGGUCUAUAGAGGAGGUGUGUGUUAGGAGGAGGUUUAUAGAGGAGGUGUGUGUUAGGAGGAGGUUUAUAGAGGAGGUGUGUUAGGAGGAGGUCUAUAGAGGAGGUGUGUGUUAGGAGGAGGUUUAUAGAGGAGGUGUGUGUUAGGAGGAGGUUUAUAGAGGAGGUGUGUGUUAGGAGGAGGUUUAUAGAGGAGGUGUGUGUUAGGAGGAGGUCUAUAGAGGAGGUGUGUGUUAGGAGGAGGUUUAUAGAGGAGGUGUGUGUUAGGAGGAGGUUUAUAGAGGAGGUGUGUGUUAGGAGGAGGUUUAUAGAGGAGGUGUGUGUUAGGAGGAGGUCGAUGGAGGAGGUGUGUGUUAGGAGGAGAUUUAUAGAGGAGGUGUGUGUUAGGAGGAGGUUUAUAGAGGAGGUGUGUGUUAGGAGGAGGUCGAUGGAGGAGGUGUGUGUUAGGAGGAGGUUUAUAGAGGAGGUGUGUGUUAGGAGGAGGUUUAUAGAGGAGGUGUGUGUUAGGAGGAGAUUUAUAGAGGAGGUGUGUGUUAGGAGGAGGUUUAUAGAGGAGGUGUGUGUUAGGAGGAGGUCGAUGGAGGAGGUGUGUGUUAGGAGGAGGUUUAUAGAGGAGGUGUGUGUUAGGAGGAGGUUUAUAGAGGAGGUGUGUGUUAGGAGGAGGUUUAUAGAGGAGGUGUGUGUUAGGAGGAGGUUUAUAGAGGAGGUGUGUGUUAGGAGGAGGUCUAUAGAGGAGGUGUGUGUUAGGAGGAGGUCUAUAGAGGAGGUGUGUGUUAGGAGGAGGUUUAUAGAGGAGGUGUGUUAGCAGGAGGUCUAUAGAGGAGGUGUGUGUUAGGAGGAGGUCGAUGGAGGAGGUGUGUGUUAGGAGGAGGUCGAUGGAGGAGGUGUGUGUUAGGAGGAGGUUUAUAGAGGAGGUGUGUGUUAGGAGGAGGUUUAUAGAGGAGGUGUGUGUUAGGAGGAGAUUUAUAGAGGAGGUGUGUGUUAGGAGGAGGUUUAUAGAGGAGGUGUGUGUUAGGAGGAGGUCGAUGGAGGAGGUGUGUGUUAGGAGGAGGUUUAUAGAGGAGGUGUGUGUUAGGAGGAGGUUUAUAGAGGAGGUGUGUGUUAGGAGGAGGUUUAUAGAGGAGGUGUGUGUUAGGAGGAGGUCUAUAGAGGAGGUGUGUGUUAGGAGGAGGUUUAUAGAGGAGGUGUGUUAGGAGGAGGUUUAUAGAGGAGGUGUGUGUUAGGAGGAGGUCUAUAGAGGAGGUGUGUGUUAGGAGGAGGUUUAUAGAGGAGGUGUGUUAGGAGGAGGUUUAUAGAGGAGGUGUGUUAGGAGGAGGUCGAUGGAGGAGGUGUGUGUUAGGAGGAGGUUUAUAGAGGAGGUGUGUGUUAGGAGGAGGUUUAUAGAGGAGGUGUGUGUUAGGAGGAGGUCUAUAGAGGAGGUGUGUGUUAGGAGGAGGUUUAUAGAGGAGGUGUGUGUUAGGAGGAGGUCUAUAGAGGAGGUGUGUGUUAGGAGGAGGUUUAUAGAGGAGGUGUGUGUUAGGAGGAGGUUUAUAGAGGAGGUGUGUUAGGAGGAGGUUUAUAGAGGAGGUGUGUGUUAGGAGGAGGUUUAUAGAGGAGGUGUGUUAGGAGGAGGUUUAUAGAGGAGGUGUGUUAGCAGGAGGUUUAUAGAGGAGGUGUGUUAGGAGGAGGUCGAUGGAGGAGGUGUGUGUUAGGAGGAGAUUUAUAGAGGAGGUGUGUGUUAGGAGGAGGUUUAUAGAGGAGGUGUGUGUUAGGAGGAGGUCGAUGGAGGAGGUGUGUGUUAGGAGGAGGUUUAUAGAGGAGGUGUGUGUUAGGAGGAGGUUUAUAGAGGAGGUGUGUGUUAGGAGGAGGUUUAUAGAGGAGGUGUGUGUUAGGAGGAGAUUUAUAGAGGAGGUGUGUGUUAGGAGGAGGUUUAUAGAGGAGGUGUGUGUUAGGAGGAGGUCGAUGGAGGAGGUGUGUGUUAGGAGGAGGUUUAUAGAGGAGGUGUGUGUUAGGAGGAGGUUUAUAGAGGAGGUGUGUGUUAGGAGGAGGUUUAUAGAGGAGGUGUGUGUUAGGAGGAGGUUUAUAGAGGAGGUGUGUGUUAGGAGGAGGUCUAUAGAGGAGGUGUGUGUUAGGAGGAGGUCUAUAGAGGAGGUGUGUGUUAGGAGGAGGUUUAUAGAGGAGGUGUGUGUUAGGAGGAGGUCGAUGGAGGAGGUGUGUGUUAGGAGGAGGUCGAUGGAGGAGGUGUGUGUUAGGAGGAGGUUUAUAGAGGAGGUGUGUGUUAGGAGGAGAUUUAUAGAGGAGGUGUGUGUUAGGAGGAGGUUUAUAGAGGAGGUGUGUGUUAGGAGGAGGUUUAUAGAGGAGGUGUGUGUUAGGAGGAGGUUUAUAGAGGAGGUGUGUGUUAGGAGGAGGUCGAUGGAGGAGGUGUGUGUUAGGAGGAGGUUUAUAGAGGAGGUGUGUGUUAGGAGGAGGUUUAUAGAGGAGGUGUGUGUUAGGAGGAGGUUUAUAGAGGAGGUGUGUGUUAGGAGGAGGUCUAUAGAGGAGGUGUGUGUUAGGAGGAGGUUUAUAGAGGAGGUGUGUGUUAGGAGGAGGUUUAUAGAGGAGGUGUGUGUUAGGAGGAGGUCUAUAGAGGAGGUGUGUGUUAGGAGGAGGUUUAUAGAGGAGGUGUGUGUUAGGAGGAGGUUUAUAGAGGAGGUGUGUGUUAGGAGGAGGUUUAUAGAGGAGGUGUGUGUUAGGAGGAGGUUUAUAGAGGAGGUGUGUGUUAGGAGGAGGUCUAUAGAGGAGGUGUGUGUUAGGAGGAGGUUUAUAGAGGAGGUGUGUGUUAGGAGGAGGUCUAUAGAGGAGGUGUGUGUUAGGAGGAGGUUUAUAGAGGAGGUGUGUGUUAGGAGGAGGUUUAUAGAGGAGGUGUGUGUUAGGAGGAGGUCUAUAGAGGAGGUGUGUGUUAGGAGGAGGUUUAUAGAGGAGGUGUGUGUGUCCAGGUGGAGUUUGGGUGGAUUUAGUGGUCGUUCUUUAAACUCCUGCUGCAGACGUAUUGAACAUGCAGACGUGUUUUUUUCACCUUUUGUUGAAUCCAGAAACAACUCGUGCAGUGGAAUGUUCUUGGAUUGUGACAGUGUCAGUGUUAGACACGGUAGGUACGGAAAGUAUUCAGACCCCUUGAAAUUUUUCACUCUCUGUUUCAUUGCAAAUUUGUCCACAUAACUCCCAUCCUCCAAUCCCUCCACUGGCUCCCCGUGCACCUCCGUAUUGAUUUUAAACGUCUUUUAUUUGUUUUUAAAUGUCUUCGUGGUCUGGCGUCCCUGUACUUGUGUGGUCUGCUGGCUCCACACAUCCCAUCUCGGUCACUGAGGUCAGCAGAUCAGGCUUUACUGGUGGUGCCAAAGACUAAAAAGAAAUCGAGAGGAGACUGUGCUUUUUCUGUUUCUGCUCCUUGAUUGUGGAAUGAGCUCCCACUACUUAUUAGAAUAGCAGACUCUCUCUCUACUUUUAAAAACACAUUUUUUUAACUUGGCGUAUGGCUCAGCUUAGAGCUGGCUUUUAUUGUACAACCUGUGUUUUGUGUCGUUUUUCUAUGCUCACACUAUUUUAUUUACAUUUUAUUCAUAUUUUUAUUUAUUUUAACAUGUACAGCACUUUGGUUGACAGUGUCAUUUUAAAGUGCUUUAGAAAUAAAGUUGAUUGAUUGAUUGACUGAUUCAUUGCAGCCAUUUGCCAAAGCAAAAAAGUUCAUUUUAUUUCUCAUUAAUGUACACUCAGCACCCCAUCUUGACAGAAAAAACAGAAAUGUAGAAAUUUCUGCAAAUGUAUUAAAAAAGAAAAACUGAAAUAUCACAUGGUCAAAAGUAUUCAGACUCUGUGCUCAGUAUUGAGUAGAAGCUCCUUUUCAGCUCGUACAGCCAUGAGUCUUCUUGGGAAUGACACAACAAGUUUUUCACACCUGGAUUUGGGGAUCCUCUGCCAUUCUUCCUCGCAGAUCCUCUCCAGUUCUGUCAGGUUGGAUGGUGAACGUUGGUGGACAGACAUUCUGAGGUCUCUCCAGAGAUGCUCCAUUGGGUUUAGGUCAGGGCUCUGGCUGGGCCAGUCAAGAACGGUCACAGAGUUGUUGUGAAGCCACUCCUUUGUUAUUUUAGCUGUGUGCUUAGGGUCAUUGUCCUGUUGAAAGGUGAACCUUCGGCCCAGUCUGAGGUCCUGAGCACUCUGGAAGAGGUUUUCCUCCAGGAUAUCUCUGUACUUGGCCGCAUUCAUCCUUCCUUCAAUUGCAACCAGUCGUCCUGUCCCUGCAGCUGAAAAACACCCCCCCCCCCCACAGCAUGAUGCUCCCACCACCAUGUUUCACUGUAGGGAUUGUAUUGGGCAGGUGAUGAGCAGUGCCUGCUUUUCUCCUCACAUACCGCUUAGAAUUAACAGCAGAAAGUUCAAUCUUGGUCUCAUCAGACCAGAGGAUCUUAUUUCUCAUAGUCUGGGAGUCCUUCAUGUGUUUUUUCAAAUUCUAUGCUUUCAUGUGUCUUGCACUGAGGAGAGGCUUCCGUCGGGCCACUCUGCCAUAAAGCCCCGACUGGUGGAGGGCUGCAGUGAUAGUUGACUUUGUGGAACUUUCUCCUAUCUCCCGACUGCAUCUCUGGAGCUCAGCCACAGUCAUCUUUGGGUUCUUCUUUACCUCUCUCACCAAGGCUCUUCUCCCACCAUUGCUCAGUUUGGCUGGACGGCCAGGUCUAGGAAGAGUUGUGGUCGUCCCAAACUUCUUCCAUUUGAGGCUUAUGGAGGCCACUGUGCUCUGAGGAACCUUGAGUGCUGCAGAAAUUCUUUUGUAACCUUGUCCAGAUCUGUGCCUUGCCACAAUUCUGUCUCUGAGCUCCUUGGGCAGUUCCUUCCACCUCAUGAUUCUCAUUUGCUCUGACAUGCACUGUGAGCUGUAAGGUCUUAUAUAGACAGGUGUGUGCCUUUCCUAAUCAAGUCCAAUCAGUUUAAUUAAAUUCUGUCAAAUUUGAACCGUUUUAUCUCAGUUUCUUUUCCUACAAUGGUUUAAAAUCAUCUCGUGCAUUAUGCCGAUUUGGAUAAAAACAAAACAUAUAUCAUCAUUUAUACCUGGAACUGCAGAGAGGUCCUUUAUAUCCCCACAGAAAACCACAGUUAAAUAUAAAUUAAAACACUCACACAGGUAACACUGAUGGUCUGGAGGUCUUUGAGAAGCCUUUUACCAAAUCUUCAGGUGGAAAAAACUCCAUAAAUACACUAAAUACAUCCAGGAGGAAGGAGACCUGAUAAUUAUUGCUGGCUUGAAGUGAUGCUGCAUUGUUGCAUUGGUACCAGACUGGAUCACUGAAUGGUGAAGGUUGUUGGUGUUUCCAGCUAAAUAUUUCUGUUUCUUAGACUUCCUGGUGUUUCUAGUGGUAAAUAAUUGUUUCUUACAGUCCUGCUGUCUUCCUGGUUCCUGGAGGUUCUUUGUGGUCCGUGCACUGACUCUCUGCCUCAUCAGUUAAGUGCUUGUCAAUUGACAUCAUCAAGGUGUUCCCAUUUGCUCUGUGAGUGUGUGUGUACGUGCACGGUGGCCGUUGCUAUCAGCAGGAUCAGAUUGGAUCGACCUGAAAAUGGCAUUUGUGCCGUCGCUGUGAUGGUGACGGCUCAAUACUGCAUCUGUCUAGUGGCAGCAUGAUGAGUGUUUAAAAGUCUGUAUAACUCCAUAGAAAUGUUUCUGUCUGUGUGCUCCUCGCUCCAUGGAGACGUGCACGUCCAUUCUGAUGACUAAACCUUUUACUAUGUAUUUCUGUCAUCAUGUGAAGUAUUUAGGUUUAGUGUUACCUUAUUAUCUAUCAGCAUUCUGAACCCUCUGAACCCCAAAACAUGCAAACAAGUUUAAAAAACACAUCAUACUGAAACAGAAUGAGAAUAUUAAUAAGCCAGAAACUGUAAAAACUAAGAGAAUCUCUGGAUUUAGUGUUUCUUUAACUAACCAUGUGUAGCAUGCAGCUCCAGCAGGAAAAUGAACCAAAUCUAACCUUAAAAUUGUGAUAUUUCAUCAAAACCUCUUUAUUCUACGCGUCUCACUCUAAAAAUAUCAAAUGUCUGCAAUAACAAAAUAAUAUAAAACCAAAGAGCCAUUCAGCUGAACUGCAGGUUCAGAACAAAAUAAAACAGUGGAGCAGUGAAAUAACGACAGCAGGACUCAGAAAAGGCUAAAAAAAGGAAAUGAUAGUUUAAAAUAAACAAUUGUGCUUCUUAGCGCUAAUGAAAAGCAAAAAAUGAAUCAGCUACAACCGACAGUCAUCCAACCCAAACUGAAGACUAUUUAAAAGAGCUGCAGACUGUUUUUAGAUAGAGCAGAUUAUCAGCGAUGGAGGAAAAUGUUUGAUCUGCAGAAUAAAUGAGGUAUACAGUCCACACGGUGAAACAUCCUUCUACAGCUGACCUACAGAGCAGAGGGAAAAAUGUAGAGUUUGUAGAAGCAGAAAAAAAUAAAAUAUUAAACCACAUUUAUUAUUUAACACCUGUGGACACAAAAAGGUGGUUCAUGUUGAUUCCAGUUUACUGUUUCAUUCUGUGUGCAGCAAAUAGUCAAAGAAAUUACACUCAUGUUUUAUUUCCUUUGUGAUUUAUGGAAUUCUGACUUUAUUAAACCAAACAAAAGACACUUUGGAGUUCAUUCUGCUUCCACAGAGGAGCAGAACUUUAGAUUACAAUUUAAUGAGGAAAAGUGUGACCAGAGCAAAACAAAACGUGUGUGGCCACUAAAAACAGCUAGACAUGUCCCAUACUGGCUUUUUUGCCGAUGACCAAUAUUGACGAUAUUUUCCACCUCUCAGUUUCUAAUCCUGAUAUCUGUGAGCUGUUUAACUAAUUCUAGGUAACAUCACGUAUCUCCUGUGGUCAAAUUAACACGUCAUGACUCGUUUUAUUGUGAUGCUCCAUUGAUGCUUUCAGAUGGAAACAUUGUCUGUAAAAUAAGAAAACUGCUUCAAGUUUAGGAACUAAUGACAUUUUUAUUUAUUUUACUUUAAUGGUCUCAAACAUCAGUUCUCCCUCCCUCUGUGAGUCUGUUACAGCGCUACUGUACAAAUCCACACAUUAUUUUAUCCGUUUUCAUGACCGGCAAAUAAACAAUAACCAUAUUGACUGAUAUCACAUUUUCAUUCCAAUAUCGGGCCGAUAUUUCAGGGGGCUGAUGACAUCGGACAUCCCUAACAGUGAGCAUUUCUGACUAUGAAACCCUGGGGUUUUCCUCCGUCCUUCAUGACAUUUAUCCUCUAUUAAAGUCUCUAAAAGUGUUUUAUUCUUGUG